Messenger RNA from Neltuma alba, 2564 nucleotides. Its product is annotated as transcription factor bHLH155. NCBI's taxonomy places the organism in Eukaryota, Viridiplantae, Streptophyta, Magnoliopsida, Fabales, Fabaceae. Gene Ontology annotation, biological process: regulation of DNA-templated transcription. The coding region runs from base 131 to 2218 and encodes 695 amino acids. Gene Ontology annotation, molecular function: protein dimerization activity; DNA-binding transcription factor activity. The record is from RefSeq and is a predicted model, not a curated record. The transcript has 11 exons.
AAGGAAAUAGUGAAGUGAUUUGUGGUGAUUUUGGCGUUGAUUGUCCCUUUGAAGAGUGAAGAAAAUAAGUACCAGUAUUUGUUUUGAGAAUGGGCUCAAUUUGCCGCAGAUAACAGUAAGCAUUAGCGAAAUGGUUGGAGCUCAGAUGGGUUCGUCGCUUUGGAAUAGUCUCAAAUGUCUUUGUUCCGCUCAUGGUUGGUCUUACGCCGUUUUCUGGCGCUCUCAUCCUCCUGAUUCCUUGUUCCUGUCUGUGGAAGAUGCUUACUACGAAGGCCAGCUGGGACACGAAAUUACUAAGACGAUUCCGCAGCUUCAUUUCCUGGGUGAAGGAAUUGUUGGUCAAGUUGCUUUUACUGGCACUCGCAGAUGGAUUUUCUCAGAUGCUCAAACCCAAGAGUGGAAUUCAACUGGUGUCUUUGGAGGUCUAGAUCAUUGUGAGCUUGAUUCUGACUUGCGUCAACAAUUCUCCUCUGGGAUCAAGACUAUAGCUGUGAUAUCUGUUAAACCAUUGGGAGUAGUACAACUUGGAUCCACACAGAAGAUCUCGGAGAGAGAGGAAAUUUUGGAACAAACACAAAGACUGUUCAUGGAGACGGACAAUUUCGAUGCAGUUGACGCAACAGCAAAUAUGGUUUUAGCUUGGGAUUUUGAAAAUUAUGAUCUGAAUGGAUUGUUGGCCUCUGAAAACUUGUGUUCUUGGAAUCUCAGCCCUGAAGAUGACAAUAACAUCAAUGGGGGAAUGAGAAAUGCUUGUUUUUCAACAGGCAUGGAUAAUUCUCUCCUCUCCACUUUUAAGAAUCAAGAAGAUGGAAUGACCAACUUGCAUGGGGAAUCUUCUUGUCUCAGCGAUCAGUUGACAACAGCCGCAGAAGCUCAAAUAGGAUUAUCAGAGAAGGAUAGUUUUGAAGUUCUCUUAAAUCCUAACUCUUGCGUGAAAACCCAUGUUUUGGCACACAGAGCAGUGAAGUUUCUUUGGCUUCAUCAAUGGCUCAAGAUGUUGCUGCUGAGGAUUCAGUUCACUUCUUCUCCAGAACAUAGCACCUGUGCAACAAACAACACUACAUUGGAAAAUUCUCUUUCUCAAUCCUUAGAAUUCAAUCCCACUUUUGUUGCCUUAAGUGGUGAUCUGCUAAAAAAUUUCUCGGAUGGACACCAAACGCCUACCCUUAUGCAUACUUUUGAAAGCAAUACCGGCCUUGAUUUUGUUGGUGAGUGCUGGGGGAAUAUGAUUGCACCAAUGGUGAAAUCUGCUACUGACACUGCUUCAUCUCGACGCCAAUCAGAGUUGAAUACUGUUACACCUAAUCAUGCCGCCAAGAAGGGAUUGUUCGCAGAGCUCGGCAUUGAAGAGCUUUUGAAUGGUGGAUCCAGUUUUGAGGAUCAGAUUUCUACUACUAAAAGGCGUAGGACAGAUUCAUCCGGGAGUACUAAUCCUGUUUCUAAUUUGGACAAGACAAACCAUCUUGUACACAAGAAAGAGAUAUUUCCUAAGUCGGUGAUAGGGUCGUGGAUGGACCAUAGCCAUUGCUUCAAUGGUGUUAAGGUUGUUCCUCAAAAGCCAGAGGAAUCCACAAAGGUCUCAAGGAAGAGGGCUAGGCCAGGAGAAAGUACUCGACCCCGACCAAAAGAUCGCCAGCAGAUCCAAGACCGUAUUAAAGAGUUGAGAGGGAUCAUCCCCAGUGGUGGAAAGUGUAGCAUUGACUCUUUGUUGGAUCGCACCAUCAAAUACAUGCUUUUCUUACAAAGUGUCACAAAAUAUGCAGACAAGCUGCAAGAGCCUGAAAGCCCUAAGCUCAUAGAGGAGGCAAACAGUACGGUUGCAAAGAGCAAAAGUAUGGGAGAAUCCGAUAUCAAGGGUGGCGGUUGUGGUGGAGUUACAUGGGCGUUUGAAGUUGCAGGUCAAAAAAUGGCAUGCCCGAUUGUAGUGGAGGACAUGAACCAACCAGGUCAAAUGCUCAUAGAGAUGCUUUGUGAGGAGCAGGGCUUGUUCCUCGAGAUAGCCGAAAUAAUCCGUGGAUUUGGACUGAACAUUCUUAAAGGAAAGAUGGAAAUUAGGGACAACAAGUUAUGGGGACGCUUCAUUGUUGAGGCAAGCAGACAUGUAACAAGGAUUGACGUAUUUUGGUACCUAGUUCAGCUUCUACCGCAGACAAAUGCAUCUGGAAUGGAUAAUUAUCAGAAAACUGAUAUGACACUUCCUGCUAUGGCCAUGACUUGAUAAGGAUUUCUAAAGCAAAUCACCUUGAGCACUGGUGAAUUCAACUAGUGUUUCAAUUACUUGUUGCUGUGAUAGGUGUUUUUAGGAGCCAUUCAUAUGACAUCAAUUAUAGAUUAGGUUCAUUCCAAUUCAAGAGCUUCUCCCACUGAUCAAGCUGAUACUGAUUUUGUAUAUACAGACAUUAGGUAAGCUAGCUACUGUUUAGGUCUUUGCCUGUACUAGCCAAAUUGUUCUCCUCCUUACUCCACCCUUUAAACAGCUUGCUCUUCCUUGGCUGCCUCCGAGAGAGCAGAAAACACUUCAUCAAUGUAGUUUGAAUAAUACAGAAAAUUUCAAUUUCUUUCCA